CGCGGAUGAAAUCAGCAAGCCCCUUAGCAACGCUGUCGGGGCUUCUAUAGACCAGCACAAUUUUAAGUUGCGCGGAGGCAAUACACAGGUUAACUGCGAGUGCCUCAACAUCACCCUCUGAUGAUCUGAAACUAUACGUCUUACAGACAGUAAGUGCGGAGUUAACGUACAAAACAACACCACCUCCGCGCCGAUCAGAGGUGCGGUCACAUCUCAGCAGUGCGUAGCCUGGCAAGCACACUUCACUGUCCGUGACGUCGGUGGACAACCACGUUUCAGUGAAUGCGAGGACAUCUGGACGGCAGUCGUCGACAAGAGCGCCGACUUCGCACAGCUUGUUUCGCAGGCUACGCACAUUGCUUAAGAUCACCUGAAGGGAUUUAACAUUGUGAGUCCGGGAUCGUGCGCCACCAGAACCGGCUCUGGUAGGGCGGAAGUGGACCGCCGGCUCACCACCCGAAAACCCACCAAGCGGAGACCCUUUUCUCCUGCUUCACGGCGGGCUUUAAGAUCCUUCACAGCUUCCCGCAAUUUCAGCCUAUCCGCCAAAGGGAGGUCUGGGUGCACAAUGACACCAGUGCCCUUGAGCUUAAAGGCGAAACGCAGAAGUGCUUGGCGCUCCUCCGGAGUGGACAGAACAACUCGCAACAAGCGAGGGCGAGACUUGUCGGCUGGCAAGUUACCGAGUCUGGUUAGUUUGCGCACAGUCACACCGGGGAAGCCGGGAGGCAGGAGUUUGGUAAUGCAUACUCUAAACCACUUAAGGUCAUCUAGCAUACGGUCUUUUGGGAGAACAGCAGAAGACUCAGUGGCGUUUCUGAAAAUAACACUGCAGUCGGUAUACGAGUCUCCGCGACGCGGAGUAUUUACCGAACGCUCCAUGGACGUCGGUGGUUUCAGUUUAGUGUCCGUUUUUAUAGACUCUAAUGUCGUAGAUGUUUCCAGUUGCAACGAUUCCGUAGUAGUAGAAUUUGAGGGGGGGGAAUGGGCGCCCGACGGACCUCUCAUGUCCGCCUUUGGUUUUGCCGCUUUUUUAACCCUCUUUCGCCUUCUUUUGACAAGGGCAGAAACCUGCUGCUCUCCUUCGCUAACAGCCGAAUCAAACACGCUGUCUGAGGGCUCGUUACUAACAAGGUCUUUGCUAACAGGUAAACUGACAUUCGACAGUAAACAAUCAGAUGCAGGAUCAGACAACUUGCCAGUGUCUUCUACUGUCUCCUGAC
Molecule: messenger RNA, 1223 nt
Organism: Dicrocoelium dendriticum
Lineage: Eukaryota; Metazoa; Platyhelminthes; Trematoda; Plagiorchiida; Dicrocoeliidae
Source: the annotation of a GenBank genome assembly